Molecule: messenger RNA, 1942 nt
Organism: Ornithorhynchus anatinus (platypus)
Lineage: Eukaryota; Metazoa; Chordata; Mammalia; Monotremata; Ornithorhynchidae
Gene: RRAS2
Product: RAS related 2
Exons: 6
Coding region: 1-636 (211 amino acids)
Biological process (GO): signal transduction
Cellular component (GO): plasma membrane
Molecular function (GO): GTP binding; GDP binding; GTPase activity
Source: RefSeq, a predicted model, not a curated record
AUGGCGGCGGGGUCGUCGUCGGGGUGGGGGUGCCGGGAGCGGGCCGGCUCCGGCCAGGAGAAGUACCGACUCGUCGUCGUCGGGGGCGGCGGCGUCGGAAAGUCGGCGCUCACCAUCCAGUUCAUCCAGUCCUAUUUUGUCACAGAUUAUGAUCCCACAAUUGAAGAUUCUUAUACCAAACAGUGUGUGAUAGACGACAGAGCUGCUCGGCUAGAUAUUCUGGAUACAGCAGGACAAGAAGAAUUUGGGGCUAUGAGAGAACAGUACAUGAGGACUGGAGAAGGUUUCCUUUUGGUCUUCUCAGUCACUGACCGAGGAAGUUUUGAAGAAAUAUAUAAGUUUCAAAGACAGAUUCUCAGAGUGAAGGAUCGUGAUGAGUUUCCAAUGAUUCUAGUUGGUAACAAAGCAGAUCUUGACCAUCAAAGACAGGUAACACAGGAAGAGGGACAACAACUAGCGCGACAACUAAAAGUCACAUAUAUGGAAGCGUCAGCCAAAAUUAGAAUGAAUGUAGACCAAGCUUUCCAUGAGCUCGUCAGGGUUAUAAGAAAAUUUCAAGAGCAAGAAUGUCCUCCUUCGCCAGAACCAGCACGGAAAGAAAAAGACAAGAAAGGCUGCCAUUGUGUCAUUUUCUAAGAAUCCCAUGAGUUCUAGCUCUCGACUGCCAGAAAACCCUUCCUUUCCUCCCUCCAGUUUACAUCAUUUUGGGUAUCUUUUUAGCCUUAGACAUGCAUGUCAUACAGCCACCAGGUUAGCCUUAGUCGAAGAAGCUGGAUAAAUCCAGUCCUUGAAGAUGUUCUGGCCAUUUUUCAGGACAAACUAAAACAAAACACUAAGGCUGCUUCUCUAAAACCACAUAUUUCCUCUUUUUUUCUUAAAAAAAAGUUUUAUAAUUUUCAGGGUUUACGCAAGUCUUUACUCAUCAAAUAGAUGAAGCAGCCCUGGGAGCCAAAUUGUUUGCCAAGGUGAAGUCAACUUCUCUGAAAUAAUUCCUUCGUAACUUCUGACACCACCACAUCAUCUACUCUCAUCCUAAUCUGGGCCUAAAGAGUUCUUUGAGACAAACCAAAUGCCAUUUGGCUUUCUCUUCCUCCCCAUCAACUAGAAUUUUGAUUUCAACUUCUUUGCCUUAAACACACUGAAUUAUGUCAGCAAAAAUAAGGGUCUCAGACCUGGUAAUGCUGCGGCUUUGGUUUUCCAGUGGCCAAAACACAAGAUAGUCUACUGUAUUUAUUUUAUGGAUCCAGUACAGUUGUGGGGCUAUUCCUACUACUAUUACUAUUAUUAUUGCUAUUGUAUUAUUGUUCUUGUUGUUAAACACUUUGUGGCCAAACACCUGGGCUCAUUCUGGACUUAGCCAUUUUGGUUUUUUUUUAAGAUGUUUUCAUAUCUGUGUCAGGGGAAAACUAAUCAUGCCUGUCUGUCUUCCUUUGAUGCAAGUGUUUCUGGGUAAGGGAGUCAAGAAAACUGAAACUGUAGUUGGUUUUUUGUUUUGUUCUGUUUUGAUGUAAUAUAAAAAAAAAUGGAAAUGAUCUUUCCAGGGCCAGAGAUGAUUAAAUGUUUUUGCUAUAUACUUUUAUACAUUAUUUUCUUAUCAGACUAGUUAACAAGUAUUUUUAUAUGUUUGUAAACCAAUAUGCUUUCACGGCAUAACUUGUGUAUAUGUAAAGAUGAGUAUUUAAUUCUCACAGUUCACUUUUACCUGACAAAAAUCAUGUGUGGAAGUUGCCAACCCUGUACGGAACUUUUUUCCGUAGUGUUCUGGUUUUGCUUGACCCCCCCACCCCCUAAACCCCCCAGUUCUCUGCUGGCCAACCCUAUUAUACAGAGUUCAACUAACAGGCUGGAGAUAUUGAAAAUCAUUUCCGGUAUCCCUUCCUAGAGAUGGAUCAUUUAAACGUUGAGUAUUAAACGGUUCCAGACUUUUUACUAUUAGUUUAAA